Molecule: messenger RNA, 450 nt
Organism: Diceros bicornis minor
Lineage: Eukaryota; Metazoa; Chordata; Mammalia; Perissodactyla; Rhinocerotidae
Gene: ATP5MF
Product: ATP synthase membrane subunit f
Exons: 4
Coding region: 73-339 (88 amino acids)
Biological process (GO): proton motive force-driven mitochondrial ATP synthesis
Molecular function (GO): proton-transporting ATP synthase activity, rotational mechanism
Source: RefSeq, a predicted model, not a curated record
GGACCCUGGGCGCGCGCUCCCUACCCAGCAGGCCUCGCGCGGCCCGGCACAGCGGACACCUAGGACUCCAAGAUGGCGUCAGUCGUACCAUUGAAGGAGAAGAAACUCAUGGAAGUCAAAAUAGGGGAGCUGCCAAGCUGGAUACUGAUGCGGGAUUUCACCCCUAAAGGCAUUGCUGGAGCGUUUCAAAGAGGUUACUACAGGUAUUACAAUAAGUAUAUCAACGUGAAGAAAGGGAGCGUCGCUGGGAUUUCUAUGGUGCUGGCAGCUUAUGUGCUUUUCAACUAUUGCCGUUCUUACAAGGAACUCAAACACGAGCGGCUCCGCAAGUACCACUGAAGAGGGCCGUAUGGAGGCGCACUCUGCAUUCCUGACCAUGACCUUUGCCUGGCACCCUGGAACCCUUUCAUGUCCUGAGAACCCAAUAAAAGAUGACUGGUAUACAGACUC